GGCGAGCGCGAGCGCGACGGGGGCAGGCGUGGCCGAGCUGUCCGGUGCGCGGUGCGUGGGUCCGGCUUUCGGUGACUAGACGGUCUGCGGGGACGCCCCGUCCCCGGGGCCUGCGCAGCCCCUCCCCCGCCGCAGCCCUCUCUCCCGGUGCUGGGGCUCGAGCUCGCGACCUGCGCGGACGCCUCCCCCUCAGGAUCUACAAUGUCCACUGAGGCACAGAGAGUUGAUGACAGUCCCAGCACUAGUGGAGGGAGUUCCGAUGGAGACCAACGUGAAAGUGCCCAGCCAGAACCGGAAAGAGAGCAAGUACAGCCCAAGAAAAAGGAGGGAAAAAUAUCCAGCAAAACAGCUGCUAAAUUGUCAACUAGUGCUAAAAGAAUUCAGAAGGAACUUGCAGAAAUUACCUUGGACCCACCUCCCAACUGUAGUGCUGGACCCAAAGGAGACAACAUUUAUGAAUGGAGGUCAACUAUAUUGGGACCCCCGGGAUCUGUCUAUGAAGGAGGGGUGUUCUUUCUUGACAUUACCUUUUCACCAGACUAUCCGUUUAAACCCCCUAAGGUCACCUUCAGAACAAGAAUCUAUCACUGUAAUAUUAACAGCCAGGGCGUGAUCUGUCUGGACAUCCUAAAGGACAACUGGAGUCCAGCCCUAACCAUUUCUAAAGUUCUCCUGUCCAUCUGCUCACUUCUUACAGACUGCAACCCUGCUGACCCUCUGGUGGGCAGCAUCGCCACACAGUACAUGACCAACAGAGCGGAGCACGACCGGAUGGCCAGACAGUGGACCAAGCGGUAUGCCACAUAGGGCCUGCCACCUGCCCGUGCCGGACCUGUGCAAGCACAUUCACCAAGUGCAUCAAUAGCCCUACCCGCUCCUCUGGACCUCAGUUCUUAUUUUCUUAUUUUUAUUAAAUUUUGAACCUUUUUCUGAUGGUAUGUUACCCAUCCCCCGCUCCCUUCUCCCUCCUCCUCUUUUUCCUUCUCUCUCCCUCCUCUUCUCGUUUUAUUCCCUUUUUGAUUUCUGUUAACUUGAAAGAUUUGGGUUGUUUUUUUUCCCCCACUUCAACAUGGACGGGAACUUCUGUUUUCAGUGCAAACAGUGUUGGAUCUGUAAUGGUAAGAGCUUCCUUACAAAGCUUUGUAUACUGUGUGGUUUUGGUUUUUUGUUGUUGUUUGUUUUAUUUUGAUUUUUUUUCUUUUUAUGUGAUCUUUGGGAAAACACAAAUUCAGAAUUAUAUCUCAUUUCUACUUAAAUGUAGUGCUUAGGAUUAAUUUUUUGUACUGAAGUCUUUAUUGGUGGGUGCAUGCUACUGGGAACAAGUUUUUGUACAAAAGCUUCAAUCAAAAUCACUGUGCAUUACGGAGACUCUGUUUAUCACUAAGCCUUCUGUCCCCCAUGCAGAAGACUGUUGGAUUGAACAAAAUAAUAUGUAUUUUGAUUUACUUAAAGUGCUUGUAAAUUUCUUAGGGACCUGCCACUUUUGACUGUGGAUCAGUUGAUGUACACUUGUAUUAUUAAAGCACUCAAUAAAUCACUGUGGCUGAUAAAUGCG
Manis pentadactyla (Chinese pangolin) is the source of this 1555-nucleotide messenger RNA. It is a transcript of the gene UBE2E2, whose product is annotated as ubiquitin conjugating enzyme E2 E2. Gene Ontology annotation, molecular function: ubiquitin conjugating enzyme activity. The transcript has 6 exons. Gene Ontology annotation, cellular component: nucleus. Gene Ontology annotation, biological process: protein polyubiquitination. The coding region runs from base 202 to 807 and encodes 201 amino acids. The record is from RefSeq and is a predicted model, not a curated record. NCBI's taxonomy places the organism in Eukaryota, Metazoa, Chordata, Mammalia, Pholidota, Manidae.